This is a messenger RNA of Anguilla rostrata (American eel), 2464 nucleotides long. Its product is annotated as cell cycle control protein 50A-like. The transcript has 7 exons. Lineage: Eukaryota; Metazoa; Chordata; Actinopteri; Anguilliformes; Anguillidae. Gene Ontology annotation, cellular component: Golgi apparatus; plasma membrane; endoplasmic reticulum. Bases 261 to 1367 code for a protein of 368 amino acids. The record is from RefSeq and is a predicted model, not a curated record.
CGACGGGUUUUGUUGACUUCCUGGUUGCUACAUUUCUAUCAGUAGCCUGUGAGUUAAGAAGAUACUUUGCUUUUGAGGUUGAGUAUAAGUUAUCUCUUUCAAUAGCGAUAUUCCAAAAUCAUGACUAAUUUAAAUGAUAGUACCGCUAUCUCUUAAUCCAACCUGAAAUUCCAAAUGUCCAUAACCUGUCAAUCAAAGUAUUGAUUAGUUGAACCGGAUUAGUUAGCGACUUUAGCCUGUUAAGGAGAAUUACAACAGCCAUGAUGGCGACGGGCUACAACACAAAGGACGAAGACGGUCACCCUGCUGGGACCUCGAGUCCAGUUGGAGCGGGUAAUGACAGAAGCAGGAAGCCUGACAAUACUGCCUUCAAGCAGCAACGAUUACCAGCGUGGCAGCCCAUACUCACGGCGGGCACUGUGUUUCCAGCUUUUUUCGCUAUUGGUGUAUUCUUCAUUCCCAUCGGAAUCGGCCUCUACGUGACAUCAAACAACAUAAAAGAGUUCGAGAUUGAUUACACCGGAGUUGACGCAUCAAAUCCAUGCUUCAACUGUUCUCAGAGUUAUAGCUGGAACAGUACAAAACCGUGUACGUGUUCUGUGUCCUUCGUACUUGAUCAGGCUUUUGAGGGCAGUGUUUUCAUGUACUAUGGGCUGUCCAACUUCUAUCAGAAUCACAGACGUUAUGUUAAGUCCAGGGAUGACAGGCAGUUGAACGGCGACACACGAGCGUUGACGGAACCCAGCAAGGAUUGUGAGCCGUACCGUACUGAUGUCAAGCCCAUUGCCCCCUGUGGAGCUAUUGCCAACAGCCUAUUUAAUGACUCUUUGGAGUUAGAUUAUGUCUCUCUCAAUGGUACACCAAUUUCAAUUCCUCUGUUGAAGAAGGACAUUGCCUGGUCGACCGACAAACACGUUAAGUUCAGGAAUCCCGGGGGGAACAACUCCAAUCUCAUCGCUGCAUUCAAAGAUACAACAAAGCCAAUAAACUGGGCCAAGCCUGUGUUCGAGCUGGACACAGACCCGGACAACAACGGCUUCAUCAACGAAGACUUCAUUGUGUGGAUGCGCACCGCGGCCCUGCCCACCUUCCGCAAGCUGUACCGCAUCAUCGAGAAGAAGACCGAGGCUCCGACCUUGCUCAAAGGCAGCUACACUCUGCGCGUGACCUACAACUACCCCGUGCUUACUUUCGACGGACGCAAGCGCGUGAUCCUCAGCACCAUCUCCUGGAUGGGAGGCAAGAACCCCUUCCUGGGCAUCGCCUACAUCACCGUUGGCUCGAUCUGCUUCUUCCUGGGCAUAGUCCUCUUAGUCAUCCGCCACAAGUAUGGAGUCCGCAGCAGCAGUGCCGACAUCCCCAGCUGAGCGGCCUGCUGCUGCAGGUGCCUGAUGCCUGAAGCCCGGAAUGAACCACAAAUUGAAUGUAGAAGAAACGUCUUUCCUGUAUACGCUUAAAGCCACGGUUGCCAAACCUCUGCUCGUUGCCCCCCUGCCGGAUCCAGGUAUUUAGUGCGUUCCAUCUCAAGCACACCUGAUAGAACUAAUCAAGCCCUUGCUUGGUUGCAUCAGGUGUGCCUGAGAUGGAACGCAUCAAAUGCCUGUAUCUGGGUGGGGGUACCUGAGGAGUGGUUUGGGAACCACUGGUCUAAAAUGUAAACCCGUUGAGUCGUGAGAUGGAGUUUCGUAGAGAAUUCUGCCAUGCAGUUUUAAGAAGAGGCUGUGGUGCGAAACAUCUGAUCCUCCCAGGCCUUCAUAAAAAAACUUUUUUUUUUUCCAUCAGAAUCACUAAAUUUGAUUGAAUUAAGGUUAAUAAACAUUUUUUGUUUUUUUAGUAAUCCAUGAAAUCUCAUUAAAUGAAUAACAGUGUUUAGAAAGGUAAAGAUAUUUGGUGCUAUAUGCUGAAUUGUGAGUGAUUUGCUACUGAACGGGGGGGAGGGGGGGGGGGCAGCAGCAGCUCAAUUGAUGUUGAUAUUUCAAAUCCCUGUGGAAAGAUUCAAACUGUUAGGUAUGUUUCCUGCUACCCUGCUCAAGCAGACUUGGAGGAAAAUAACAUUCAAGCCAUAUGACUACAUACAUUCAGUUCUAUGCCGCAGUGUCACAUCUUCAAGCUUAUGCAAAUGAAAAGCCAAUUAAACUAUUUUUACAGGUUAUAUUAGUGUUUGAUUUUGAUGCAAUUGGGUAUGUUUUGCAAUACUUUGAAAUCAGUCUUUUACAAAUGUUAAAAUAUUUAGUUUGAAAAUUUACUGCUGUGAAGAAAGUAUUUUAGAAUAAAUAUCCAGUGGUGGUAUUAUAUUCACAAUAUUGAUUACCAAAUAUUUUGCACUUUUCCUUUACUAUGGAUUUGUUACACAAGGUCGUCCUUUAGUCUGGUCUCCUUUUUGGUUUUAUAUAUUUUGUACUGUAAAUUUUACACCAGUGUACUUUUUAUUGCUAGAAAAAUAAAACAGUAUAUUAACUUGUGA